Messenger RNA from Aethalodelphis obliquidens (Pacific white-sided dolphin), 3383 nucleotides. It is a transcript of the gene SLC16A11, whose product is annotated as solute carrier family 16 member 11. Bases 1920 to 3335 code for a protein of 471 amino acids. Gene Ontology annotation, biological process: monocarboxylic acid transport; transmembrane transport. The record is from RefSeq and is a predicted model, not a curated record. Gene Ontology annotation, molecular function: monocarboxylic acid transmembrane transporter activity. The transcript has 9 exons. Lineage: Eukaryota; Metazoa; Chordata; Mammalia; Artiodactyla; Delphinidae.
CUUCUAGCCUUCAGAACUGUGAGACAAUGCAUUUCUGUUGUUUUUGCAGCAGCACUCUGUUAAGGCAGCCAGCCAUACCUAGGAAACCAACAGGUGACUCUAGGGCAGGGAAGUGGCUAAAGCCCUGAGAUAGACUGGAAAGGGGACCUGGAACCUCGAGAGACUCUUUCCUUUCCACCAUCCACUUCAGUCCUCUUUCUCACUGCAGACUAUAAUUCUCUGUUCUUUAGCCAACACUUCCCGUGAUCAUUUCUUGCUUCUUCCUUUGUUCAGGUAUACAGGUGUGGGGCAGAAACCAGUCCGGGGUAGCCCCUCCCUUUUUCACUACUAAGGGCUGAGUUAUGACUGGUUUAAGCUUAUUAGGGCAUGCCCACUCUUUUGUCUGUGAUUGGUUUAGGGAUAGACAUGUGACUCAGUUUUGGCCAAUGACAUUUGAGGAUCUGGAAACCUUCUGGGGCUUCUGUGAAAGAUUUUCUUCCCUGGUAAAAAAAAAAAAAGAAAGAAAGAAAGCUGUCUAGGGAGGACCCCUGCUUGUUGCCUUCCUGCUGUGGAUGGUUCCUUGUUGAGGACAUGAUGUUUGGAGCGGUGGCAGCAGUCACAUGACUGUGAAGGGAAGGUAAGUCAGAGUUGGUGCCUGUGGCUUACAACUAAGGACUUUGACACACAUGUUGGGCAAAGUCCCAGAAGCAGAAAAUGCUGGAAUAAGACAUAUUUGGAUCUUUAAACAGACCAGGCGCAAAGACUUUAGCUAGGUGCUCCUCCACCAUCCUGAUCUCCUGUCCUGGAGGCUGGGCUGUCCAGAGAGAUGCAAAAGCCAGACGCUCCAGAUCUUCAGCAGACCCGACCUGGAUCAGCAUCUGCUUCUGGAGCUUUCUCUACGUGGGUGGACAUUGCCAGUUUGGUCCAUCAGCAACCACUUGUGAUCUCGCCACAUCUGAUGGAGCACGAGGCCCCGAGUCCACACAUUCAGUGGGUCCCGUGUUCAGUGUUUCUCUCAUGCACAGACGAAACUGAGGACUUAAGCCCGGGACACAGUAUGGCAGAUAACUCAGAGAUUGCUCCGAAGAGGCAAGGGGCGGAGCCAGGAUAUCCAGGAGUUUUUGCAACAAAGACCAGAAACGUUCUCAACCAUUAGGAAACACUGCCACCAUGUGGCUUUCGGAUGUUGCAUACGCCAAACUGUAAACUGCCAAUUUCUCUGAUACUGUUGGAAAAUUAAAUCAAAGAACACAUCCCUUGAUCAAACAGCUGAAGUAAAUUAAUGGUUCUCCAGCAACGUUCCCUGAGAGCGAAAGUACUCAUCCACUCAGGCUUUGGGAGGACUACCGCUAUUUCCGUGCGUUGCCUACCGACGUUGGGCAGGCUGGAGAUUGCAAUCCACGCGUCUCCCGGGUGCACAGCCGGCGGCAGGUGCGUGGGCGUGGGCGUGGCGGCAUUCAUUCCUCACCCCUCCCUUCCCCGGGGUUGGGGGUGUAAGUGGAUAAUUCAAUCCCCGUAGGACUCGGCGUCUGGCCUCACCCGCGGCUCGGCGGAUUGGCUGUCUCAGCUCGCCCCCCCCCCCCCGUCCCCCCCCCGCCGUCCCAGGUGGCUCAGCCCCCCUGUGGAGCUCUCUGUUUACCUUGAGAGCCCGUCCAAGUUGGGCUCCAUCUCUACAUUUGCUCCCUCUGGGGCCCCGCCCGCCCCGGAAGCAGGGAGAAAAGCGGGCCGAGCCCUUCCUCUCCCCGCACCGCCCGGAGAGGUCGGGUAAGGGAGACGGGUGUGUGGGAGGGGGAGUCUCAGGCCUGGGAGAUCCGGCUGUCAUCCCGUCCCGGGAUCGCGCGAACCCGGGAGUUCUGUCCCUAGGCUCCUCCGUCUCCGUCCUGUCGUGCUCAGGGUGACGUGCCCACCCUGGGCAAAGAGCCAGAAGCUGGAUCUCAGGGAUGCCCGGGUCCCUAAAGGAGGCACAGACCUGGAGACUUCUCUCACAGGUGGUCCCCCUCCUCCAGGCGGUGAUGACCCCCAAGCCAGCCGGACCCCCGGACGGGGGCUGGGGCUGGGUCGUGGCGGCCGCAGCCUUCGCGGUGAAUGGGCUCUCCUACGGACUGUUACGCUCCCUGGGCCUCGCCCUCCCUGACCUCGCGGAGCAUUUUGACCGAAGCGCUCAGGACACUGCGUGGGUCAGCGCCCUGGCCCUGGCCGUGCAGCAGGCAGCCAGCCCAGUGGGCAGCGCCCUGAGCACCCGCUGGGGGGCGCGCCCCGUGGUGAUGGUUGGGGGCGUCCUCACUUCGCUCGGCUUCGUCUUCUCGGCUUUCGCCCGCAGUCUGCUGCACCUCUACCUUGGCCUGGGCGUCCUUGCUGGCUCCGGCUGGGCCCUGGUAUUCGCCCCUGCCCUCGGGACCCUCUCCCGUUACUUCUCCCGCCGUCGAGUCUUGGCCGUGGGGCUGGCACUCACGGGCAACGGGGCGUCCUCGCUGCUUCUGGCGCCCGCCUUGCAGCUCCUCCUCGAUAAUUUCGGCUGGCGGGGCGCCCUGCUCCUCCUUGGCUCCAUUACCCUCCACCUCACCCCCUGUGGCGCCCUGCUGCGACCCCUGGCGCUCCCUGGAGACCCCCUGGGCCCACCCCGAAGCCCGCUAGCUGCCCUCGGCCUAGAUCUCUUCACACGCCGGGCCUUCUUAGUUUUUGCUCUAGGCACGGCCUUGGUGGGGGGCGGGUACUUCGUCCCCUACGUGCACCUGGCCCCUCACGCUUUAGAUCGGGGCCUGGGGGGGUAUGGGGCGGUGCUGGUGGUGACGGUGGCUGCCGUGGGGGACGCGGGCGCCCGGCUGCUCUGCGGGUGGCUGGCGGACCAGGGUUGGGUGCCCCUCCCGCGGUUGCUGGCGAUGUUCGGGGCCCUGACAGGGUUAGGGCUGCUGGCGGUGGGUCUGGUGCCGGUGGUGGGGAACGAGGAGAGCUGGGGGGGCCCCCUGCUGGCCGCGGCUGGGGCCUACGGGCUGAGCGCCGGAAGUUACGCCCCGUUGGUUUUCGGCGUGCUCCCGGGGCUGGUGGGCGUCGGCGGUGUGGUGCAGGCCACCGGGCUGGUGAUGAUGCUGAUGAGCCUGGGGGGGCUUCUGGGCCCUCCCCUGUCAGGCUUCCUAAGGGAUGAGACAGGAGACUUCACUGCCUCCUUCCUCGUGUGCAGCUCUUUCAUCCUCUCUGGCAGCUUCAUCUACAUGGGGCUGCCCAAUGCGCUGCCCUCCUGCCGUCCAGCCUCACGUCCAGGCACCCCACCCCCUGAGAGGGGGGAGCUGCUCCCCAGCCCUCAGGUUGCCCUGCUCCCCCCAGGAGGCCCUCACUCCACUCUGGACAGCACUUGUUGACCAUUUUCUUGUUUGAGCCUCGCCCCCAAUAAAGACUUUCUAUCUGCU